AUGCAUAGGGGUCAUCACGGUAAUGGAGAGGCUUCUGGCUCCUGUAAGGCUGGUGAUUCGGAUCGGAGUUUUGAACCAUCAACACUUCGAAACAUAUUGAAACUUGUUGCAUACUUUUUACUCAUAAUCAGUCGGAUGAUGGCUAGUUUUGUCUUCAGCAUUCUAAUUACAGCAUCGCUAGUCACUAGAAGCGAGUUUUAUAAUACACGUGAUGCUGAAAUAGAUAGACUCUUGAAAAAACUCAAUAAACCAGCUUUGAGAUCAAUCAAGAGUCCAGAUGGAGAUAUUAUCGACUGUGUUCAUAUGAAGAAUCACCCAAUUUAUGACCAUCCAUUAUUCAAAAACCACACCAUUCAGAUGAGACCAAGUUCUUACCCAAAACGAUUGAAUAAUGAAUCUUUUGACCCUGAAAAACAUAAUACGAUAACUCAACUCUGGACAAUCAAUGGAAAAUGUCCAAAAAACAGCAUUCCAAUCAGAAGAACGAAAAGAGAAGAUAUUCUACGGGCAGAUUCGAUCGAAAGAUACGGGCAAAAGGAUCCUAACAACUUCCCUCAACCUAAUCCAACCUAUUCAACUAAUGACAAUUCCUCGCAUGAGUAUGCCCAAGUUAUUGUGAGAGGAAAUUUUCAUGGAGCCAAAGCGCUUAUAAACGUAUGGAAGCCUCAUGCACAGCCAAGGGAAUUUAGUCUAGCACAAAUAUGGGUUGUGGCUCGUUCGUCUAAUGAUACUAAACAUAACAGUAUUGAAGUUGGUUGGCAGGUAUACGAGAGUAAAUAUGGUGAUGACAACCCUAGAUACUUUAUUUACUGGACGGCUGAUGGGUAUAACAGGACAGGCUGCUACAAUUUAGAGUGUUCAGGUUUUGUUCCUGUUAAUCAACACUUUGCCAUAGGUGCGGCUGUUCGGGCUGUUUCCACCUUGGGUGGUCGACAAGAAAUGUUUCCUGCAACUAUAUGGAAGGAUCCCCAUUCAGGGCACUGGUGGUUGAAAUUUAGUACCCAUCUAAUUAUCGGGUAUUGGCCUUCCUCAUUGUUCAAUCAUCUACAAAAUGGUGCGAACGAAAUUCAGUGGGGAGGUGAAAUAAUAAAUCGUAAGGAUAGCUCACAACACACAACGACUCAAAUGGGGAGUGGGAAUUUCGCACAAGAAGGAUAUAAAAAAGCUAGCUAUUUCAGAAAUCUUGAGAUAGUUGAUGAAAAUGAAAUUACCAGACAACAUUUCGGAACAGGUUCUAUUCACAUGACGAAAGAGAGUUGUUACAAUAUCAUACCUGGCACUCAUCAGGUUUGGGGACAUUUCUUUUUUUAUGGUGGUCCUGGUCGAAAUCCUAAUUGUAUAUGA
Messenger RNA from Eutrema salsugineum, 1344 nucleotides. RefSeq lists its product as uncharacterized. Lineage: Eukaryota; Viridiplantae; Streptophyta; Magnoliopsida; Brassicales; Brassicaceae. The transcript has 8 exons. The record is from RefSeq and is a predicted model, not a curated record. The coding region runs from base 1 to 1344 and encodes 447 amino acids.